Messenger RNA from Pisolithus orientalis, 1518 nucleotides. Its product is annotated as cytosine-purine permease. Gene Ontology annotation, cellular component: plasma membrane. Bases 1 to 1518 code for a protein of 505 amino acids. Gene Ontology annotation, molecular function: transmembrane transporter activity. Gene Ontology annotation, biological process: transmembrane transport. The record is from RefSeq and is a predicted model, not a curated record. Lineage: Eukaryota; Fungi; Basidiomycota; Agaricomycetes; Boletales; Pisolithaceae. The transcript has 12 exons.
AUGGACGAGCCUGGUAAUGACCCACAAGCAGGUCCCUUACCCUUACGUUGGUUGCGGCGUGUGUCAACGUUCCUAGCUCACUAUGGGGUUGAAACUCAUGGCAUCGCCCCGAUCCCGAGGGAAGAGAGACUGGAGACGCGGUGGUACCAGAUGUUCUUUGUCUGGUUCUCUGCGAACAUGAACAUCCUCAGCUUCAGCACUGGAACUGCCGGGCCAGCUUUCUUCUCGCUCGGCGUGCGUGACUCCAUCGUCGUUAUAACCAUCGUCGAUCUCGUGGUCUGCCUGAUUCCGGCAAUCUUUGCUGUAUUUGGGCCAAAGCUUGGCACCCGCGCUAUGGUUCAGUCCCGGUUUUCUUGGGGCUAUUACGGUGCAAUUAUUCCCAGCGCUCUAAAUGUCUUCUCCCUGCAGGGUUUCCUUAUCUUGAACUGUAUCAUCGGAGGACAGACGAUCGCAAGCGUCAGCUCACAUAUAGACGACACCCUGGGCAUCGUUAUCAUAAGUAUCAUCUCGCUCGUGGUGACGUUCUUUGGGUAUCGCUUUCUUCAUUGGUUCGAAAGCGUAGCAUGGAUCCCAAACGUGAUUGCAUUCAUUGCCAUGCUUGCGCUUGGGUACCCCCAUCUUCAUAUCAACCAGUCCGUAUCGGUUCCAGCACCGAAAGCAUCAUCCAUACUGUCUUUUGGAUCCACGGUGGCUGCUAGUGUGCUUAGUUGGUGUACGAUAACUCCCGACUAUGGUGUUUACCACAGCCCAAAAGCUUCAUCCUCUCGCGUCUUCCUCUACACGUAUCUUGGGUUCCUCACUGCAAGUCUUACGGCUCAUACCAUGGGUGCAGCUUUUGCAGCUGCAGCUCCUAGUGUGCCUGCAUGGAACGCUGGCUUCCAGGACAGCACAUCUGUCGGAGGUUUGAUAUACAGUGUUUUGACCCCUGUUGGCAGCUUCGGAAAGUUGCUCACUGUAUUAGUUGCGCUCAGCAUACCCAGCGCCUGCGCACCGUGCAUGUACACGUUCAGCACGAGUUUCAUGACCAUCGCCGGAUGGUUCGCCCUCGUUCCGCGUUGGGUGUAUAUUUUGGUAUCCGAGGGAGUCCUCAUACCGGUCGCUAUUAUUGGCGCAAAGACAUUCUAUACAACAUUCGUGGACAUUCUCAGUGUAAUCGGAUACUGGAGUGCGGCUUUCGCGGCAAUCGUUUUGAUCGAGCACGUGCUGUUCCGUCGCGCAUCGUUCACCGAGGACGUCUACCCAAUUGCCACGUGGGACUCUCCCAGGUUACUGCCUACCGGAACAUCCGCCAUCCUUGCAUUCUUUUGCGCGUGUGGAGCACUUGUGCCUUUUAUGUCUCAGGCGUGGUAUGUAGGGCCCGUUGCGCAGUACGGGUCUGGAGACUGCGGGAUUGCUGUUGGGUUUGUUGUUGCUGCCCUUACCUACACAGUUUUCAGGGGCGUAGAGAGGUGGUGCAUGAAAGUGAGGGGGGUUGGUGGGCCACUUAGGGAAGAAGACAUCAAGGAACAAGAUUUUUGA